AUGCCGUUAGGAGAUGACUUAGAUGAUGGACUAGACUACCAAGUCGACAGCUCAGAGGGUGAAAACUUCGGCGAUGUCGUCGAGGAACAACCAAACCAUAGCGCGAGCGAUUCGGAAAACGCAAAGCGGCCUCAUUCAGCUGGCGAAGAGGACGAGACAGCAAAGCAGCCGCAGAGCAAGCGUCAGAAGAAGCUAGCAAAAUCAAAAGUACAUCAAAAAAAGUUGGAAAAACUGGAGGCUGACCGGGAGCAGAAGAAACAACUUCCUAGAAGCUCGUCAGAACGUAUCGCCGAGCACCUUGGGACUCUAAUUAGGGAAAAGAACCCCGAUUUAAGUGCCUUAGAGCUCGAAGAGCUGUAUUUCAAGAAAACCGACUUCAUUUCGACUGAGAGGUACGAUAAGGAACGCAGCCUGCAUAAUAUUUUGGAUUUUGUGAACAACUUUUCCAAGUCUCCUCGGGCGAUCGUACUCUCCACGUCUAACCUUAGGGUUGCUGAUGUAUUCAGAGGCCUAGGAGGCUCCAAAAAUGCUGUGAAGCUGUUUUCAAAGAAUAAGCUGAAAGAAGAUUUAGCGAGGGUUGACCAACUUCUUAAAGCACCUAGCUCUAAAGACCGUCAAGCAAAAAACAAAGGAAAGAAGAAAGGAGAUGCGAUGGUGAAGUUCUUUACUGCAACUCCCGGGAGGAUGCUUAAGAUCGUGCAGGAGACGGAUGCGUUCUUUCUGGGUAAGGACAAACUGGACAUCUUCGUGGAUGCCAGCUAUCUAGACCCUAAAAUGAACACUAUUUUCACAAGCGAUGAUUGUACAGCCCUCCUCAAAGUCCUCAAAGAGUUUCUAGGCAAGAAGAGCUCUGUUAAAAUUCUUCUGUUUUAA
Molecule: messenger RNA, 873 nt
Organism: Lachancea thermotolerans CBS 6340
Lineage: Eukaryota; Fungi; Ascomycota; Saccharomycetes; Saccharomycetales; Saccharomycetaceae
Gene: CMS1
Product: Cms1p
Exons: 1
Coding region: 1-873 (290 amino acids)
Cellular component (GO): nucleus; 90S preribosome
Source: RefSeq, a predicted model, not a curated record